This is a messenger RNA of Labrus bergylta (ballan wrasse), 492 nucleotides long. RefSeq names its product NADH:ubiquinone oxidoreductase subunit S5 (gene ndufs5). Lineage: Eukaryota; Metazoa; Chordata; Actinopteri; Labriformes; Labridae. Gene Ontology annotation, biological process: mitochondrial respiratory chain complex I assembly. The record is from RefSeq and is a predicted model, not a curated record.
ACGCUCGCCUUGACGUCAGCCGUAAAGUGAAACGUGUGAAGUCGGAGGAAGGUUAAAGUGAGCCCUGCUAAACACGCAUCAUGCCGUUUGUGGACAUCCAGUCGCGGCUCGGCAUCAACUUGGACCGCUGGAUGCUGGUGCAGAGCGGACCACAGCCAAACAAUAGACCGGCACGCUGCCACGCCUUCGAGAAGGAGUGGAUUGAAUGCGCUCACGGCAUCGGGCAGACCCGCGCCAAGCAGGAGUGCAAGCUGGAGUUUGAGGACUUCUACGAGUGCAUGCACAGGCAGAAGACGCACCAGCGGCUGUAUGCCAUCCGUCAGCAGCGAGCAAAGAUGAUCAAGGAGGGGACGUACACGCCUCCACCGCACCACACCGGAGAAAAAGAGGACCAGGCACCCUGAAGUCUGCACUUCUCUUCUUGUUUAUAAUCAGAGAUCCAUAUUUCCUGUUCACCUGUGCAAGUUUGCAAAUAAAUGUUAUCGUCCACUA